AUGACCAGCCUGUUCCGAAGCGCAUAUAAGCAGCAAUCAGAGAGAAAAGCACAGAGUACGAUGAGCUGUGACCACUGUACAAAAGGUUCUCUCCUCCCUGGUGACCCCACCGGUGCCAUCUCUGACAUCGACAGCGCCUAUCUCGCCCCUGGUCCUGACAACGCUGACAACGCCAACAACCGCGCCAUUGUCCUGCUCACCGACGCAUUUGGUCUCCCGCUGAAGAACUCGAAGAUCAUCGCCGACACGCUCAGCAAACAACUCGCGUGUGAUGUCUGGGUGCCCGAUAUCUUCAAUGGCUACCCUCUCCUUCCCGUAGAGGGCAUGGUCGAGCUCAUGCCAGACCGCGCAGGUGUGCAGAUGUCUCUCUGGAACAAAUUCAAGCUCGUCUUCAAGUUUCUCCCCCGCAUACCCGCCUUCUACCGCAGCAGACCAGCCGUAGUUGAUGCACGAACGAUCCAGUUCGUCAACAAAAUACGUGAGCAGAAGAAAUACGACAAAAUUGGUGCCGUUGGAUACUGCUAUGGUGGCUCGAUUGCUGCACGUGUUGGUUCUGCAAAUGUCCUCGACUCCAUCGUCAUCUGCCACCCUGGUCCCCUCUCCGAUGCACAGAUAAAUGCCAUUAACAUCCCAGCUGCUUGGGCUCUUGCUGAAGAGGACAUGGGCAUCUCUCUAGAAAUGUGCAACCAGUUCGAGGCCCUCUUUGCCGCACGUGAAGGAAAGGAUAACUAUGUCGAAUACGAAUUCGUAGACUACAAAGGCACUGCACAUGGUUUCGCUGCUCGCCCAAACUUGUCCAUUCCCAACGUCAAGGAGGGCUUUGAAAAGGCCAUCGAGCAGACCAUUGCUUGGUUCGACAAGACUAUUCCCGGUCAGGCUUAG
Serpula lacrymans var. lacrymans S7.9 is the source of this 882-nucleotide messenger RNA. RefSeq lists its product as uncharacterized. Gene Ontology annotation, molecular function: hydrolase activity. The transcript is spliced from 5 exons. Bases 1 to 882 code for a protein of 293 amino acids. The record is from RefSeq and is a predicted model, not a curated record. NCBI's taxonomy places the organism in Eukaryota, Fungi, Basidiomycota, Agaricomycetes, Boletales, Serpulaceae.